Oppia nitens is the source of this 1171-nucleotide messenger RNA. RefSeq lists its product as uncharacterized. The record is from RefSeq and is a predicted model, not a curated record. The transcript is spliced from 3 exons. Bases 150 to 1160 code for a protein of 336 amino acids. Lineage: Eukaryota; Metazoa; Arthropoda; Arachnida; Sarcoptiformes; Oppiidae.
CAUUAAAAACAAGUCAUUUAAGUAUAUAAGAAAACCUCAUAAUUAUGAUAUCUCUUAAAUAAAAUAAAAUACUCGUUUCGUUAAACUACUGACACAACACUAUUUAGAUUAGUUGUUUGGAUAAUAAGUGAAAACUAUUUUUUUAUACAAUGAAGCUUUCAAUUAGACUUUUUGUGCUGAUUUUGCUUAUAAUAGGCAUUAAUGCAUUGACUGAUGAUUUUGAUUUGUUCAGUCAAUGUGAUCGCACCAUCAGCUCUGGUGUGGCCACAUGUCUGCAGUACUUCUCUCCCAUCAAAUUUGUUACCGAUUUCUUGAUCGGUAAUAAAGAGUCGCUUUGUUGUACUCAUUUUAGACACACCGCUUGUAUUGAAGGUGUGAGAGAUGCGGCCAAAGUGGCCAAAGCCGCCAAUUUAUGUCCGGACUCGAUAUCUGAUGAACUAAUCUCAACAUUGACUGAUUCAACAGUAAACACUUAUAUAAGACAUUCAUGUAAAGGAUUUAAUGCUGGAAAAUGUGUUAUGGAUUCAGUGGGUGAUGUCGUCAAUACUAUUCAAGGAUUUUUUACACCACAAACAUCACAACAAAAACCAGUUGUACCACAAAUCCUACAAACUGUUCCCCAAUUGUUUAAUACAAACGGUGGACAACAAAACAUAUACAUCAGUGACAUACCAUACCAGACAAACAAUGUUAAGCAACCAAAAGUUAAUAGCAAUUCUGAGUUUAUAUUGAAUCCGUUCAGAGAGAUCUUCAAUCCCAAUCCUAAUCCCAAUCCCAAACCAAUUGAAUCUCUUCCCAAACCAACGGAAAAUCCUUUAAUUAAUUAUUCUGUUCGUGAUCUUUAUAACCGUCAAUAUAUAUCGGAGGCGUCCGAUAUUAAACCCAUUACUCAAGAAGUUAAUAAAACUAAUUCAUCUAUUAAUGGUCCGAUGAGUACAUUAAUUAGUGGUUUGUUUAAUCCCAUACAACAAGAUUUAACCAAAUCGUUAGCAAAUAAUAAAAAUCCAUCGAUUCUAGACUCUAUUGGAAAUAUAUUUAAUAAUAAUAAUAAACAAAAUAAUUCAAAUGAUUAUGAUUUGACACCAUUUUUGUCUAAUAUCUUCUCGGAUUUUAAUGACACCAACAAUGCAACUGUUGUUAAAGAUAUAAACGAUUUUUAAUAAAUAUUUAU